AUGGGCAUCCUCCAAGAUGCCCUCAGCCAUCCGACGGCGCAGCUCUACUUUGAGCAGAGCGUUGGCGCGCAAGUCGCCAUUGGCGUUGCUGGCUUCCUCGCCGUCGUCGUCUUCUUCAAUGUCGUCCAGCAAUUGCUCUUCAAGAACCCCUCCGACCCGCCCAUGGUUUUCCACUGGUUCCCCUUUAUUGGCAGCACCGUGAUCUACGGCAUGGAUCCCCCCAAGUUCUUCCGCGACAAUCGUGCAAAGUACGGCGACGUGUUUACCUUUGUCCUGCUCGGCAAGAAGACGACCGUGGCCGUGGGCCCUGCUGGAAACGACUUUAUUCUCAACGGCAAGCUCAAGGAUGUCAACGCCGAGGAGAUUUACAGUGUCUUGACCACGCCCGUCUUCGGACGAGACGUCGUCUAUGACUGCCCCAACGCCAAGCUGAUGGAGCAGAAGAAGUUCAUGAAAAUUGCUCUUACGACCGAAGCGUUCAAAAGCUACGUUCCCAUCAUCUCCCACGAGGUUACAUCAUACUUCAAGCGCGACCCUGCCUUCAAGGGCAAGUCUGGAAUUGUCGAUAUCCCCAAGAAGAUGGCCGAGAUCACAAUUUUCACUGCCUCCCACGCCCUCCAGGGCAGCCUCAUCCGCAGCAAGUUUGACGAGUCACUGGCCGAUUUGUACCACGACCUUGACAUGGGCUUCACCUCCAUCAACUUUGUGCUCCACUGGGCUCCUCUCCCCUGGAACCGCAAGCGUGAUCACGCUCAGCGCACCGUUGCCAAGAUCUACAUGGAUACCAUCAAGGAACGACGAGCGCUGGGUGAAGAUGACAAGGAGCUGGAUAUGCUGAAGCACCUCAUGAAGUCGGCCUACAAGAACGGCAACCCUGUUCCUGACCACGAGAUUGCCCACAUGAUGAUUGCCCUUCUCAUGGCUGGCCAGCACUCUUCGUCCUCCACCAGCUCUUGGAUCAUGCUCCGUCUUGCUCAGUACCCCCAGGUUGUCGAAGACCUCUACCAGGAGCAAGUCAAGGCCCUGGGCGCCGAUCUGCCUCCCCUCCAGUACGAGGAUUUCGCCAAGCUGCCCCUGAACCAAGCUAUCGUCAAGGAGACUCUCCGCCUGAACGCCCCUAUCCACUCCAUCAUGCGCAAGGUCAAGCAGCCGAUGCCCGUCCCCGGUACCAAAUAUGUCGUCCCCACUUCUCACGUUCUUCUCGCUGCUCCUGGCGUCAGUGGCUCUGACCCUACCUACUUCCCCAACCCUGAUAAGUGGGAUCCUUACCGCUGGCUGCCUGGCUCUCCCAACGCUCCCCUGAUGGCCCGAAAUGACGAGGAGGAAGAGAAGAUCGACUAUGGCUAUGGUAUUGUCAGCAAGGGCGCGGCCUCUCCUUACCUCCCCUUUGGUGCCGGCCGUCACCGAUGCAUUGGCGAGCACUUUGCCAAUCUCCAGCUCCAGACCAUCAUUGCCGAGACGGUGCGCAUAUUCAAGCUGAGCAACGUGGACGGCAGCAACAACAUUGUCGCCACAGACUACGCUUCCCUAUUCUCUCGACCUCUUGAGCCUGCCAAGAUUCGGUGGGAGCGGAGAGACUAA
Molecule: messenger RNA, 1581 nt
Organism: Trichoderma aggressivum f. europaeum
Lineage: Eukaryota; Fungi; Ascomycota; Sordariomycetes; Hypocreales; Hypocreaceae
Exons: 3
Coding region: 1-1581 (526 amino acids)
Biological process (GO): ergosterol biosynthetic process
Molecular function (GO): oxidoreductase activity, acting on paired donors, with incorporation or reduction of molecular oxygen; heme binding; monooxygenase activity
Source: RefSeq, a predicted model, not a curated record